AUGACCUCAACGGCACCGCCUCUUGCGGAACAGAGACAUAUCGAUUUAUUUGCUGCCCUUUCAGAUGGAGUGAUUCACGAUGCUCCCGUUGCCCUAAUCAAGGAAAUCGUUGGUGACUCUUUAACAGUAGCAGAAAUUGAAGAAUAUGCUACGACUUUCAACAAACCCUCGCAAAUCCCUGGAUUCAAGGAGAAGCUUUUAUAUAUAAUAAACAACAAUACUACUGAAGCAACAGGUAAAUUUAUCACCUUGAUGAACAUUUUGGAUUCGAAAAUAUUCGCCCCACUUUUGACAAAUUCAUGGACUUUAGCAAAGGACAUGUCUGUGGAGCAGCGUGAGCAAUUGAUGGCUUCGUUGAGGGACUCUCCUGUGUUUGCCAAACGAGCAUUAUUCAAAACAGUACUUGCUUUGACACUCAAUACAUUAGUAAUCUUAGGUAAUGAGUUGCAUUACAAAGCUAUCCAUUACCCUGGAAAAGAGUUGCGUGAAGAAGCAUAUAAAGGCUUCAAGCCUGAUCCAUUCAAGUAUGUCAUGUUGCAAAAACCCGAAUUCGAAGGGGCGGAAUUGUACUUGACAGAUAUUGAUGUUGUUAUAAUUGGCUCUGGUGCUGGUGCUGGAGUAGUGGCGCAUACUUUGGCAAAUGACGGUUACAAGAGCUUAGUCUUGGAGAAGGGAAAGUACUACUCACCGUCAGAAUUCAAUUUCACCGACAAUGAAGGAUUAAAGGCACUUUAUCAAUCCCUGGGUACAUUGGCAUCCACCAAUCUGCAAAUUUCAAUAUUAGCAGGGUCCAAUUUUGGAGGAGGAACGACUGUCAAUUGGUCUGCCAGUUUCAAAACCCCGUUUAAAGUUAGAAAAGAGUGGUAUGAUGAAUACGGAUUAAAUUUCGCAGCAACUGAUUCCUACGACAAGUGUCAAGAAUACGUUUUUAAACAAAUGGGUGCAUCUACAAAAGGAAUUAAACACUCGUUUGGCAACCAAGUGAUCAUGAGUGGUUGUGACACAUUGGGCUAUUCUGCUAAAGAAAUCAACCAAAACUCGGGCGGGCAUCCCGCUCAUCAGUGCGGAUUUUGUUACUUAGGUUGUAAACAUGGUAUCAAACAAGGCUCGGCUGUUAACUGGUUUCGUGCGGCUGCUGCAACUGGUUCGAAGUUUAUGGAUCAGGUAAGAGUACUUCAAACCUUGCACAGAGACGGGGUCGCAACUAGUCUCUUAUGUCAGGAUCAAGCAACUGGUAGAAAGUUCAAGAUCUCUGGUCCUAAAAAGUUCGUAGUCGCGGGCGGCUCAUUAAAUACCCCGGUUGUUUUGCAAAAUUCUGGAUUCAAAAACAAACACAUUGGUAAAAAUUUAAAGUUGCAUCCUGCGAUCACUGUGUUUGGCGAUUUUGGCUCCGAGGUUCAAGCAGAUCACCAUAAAAAUUCGAUUAUGACAGCUGUUUGCACUCAAAUUGAUGAUUUGGAUGGAAAAGCACAUGGUGCUAAAAUUGAAACUAUAUUGAACGCUCCAUUUAUUCAAGCUGCACUUUUGCCAUGGAGAGGAAGUGAUGAGAUCAGAAAGGACUUAUUGAAAUACAAUCAAUUGUUUGGAAUGAUAGUAAUAGCUCGUGAUACCUCGAAUGGCUCAGUGGCAGGUGAUCCACAAAGACCUGAAUCGUUGUACAUUGAUUACAGUGUCAACAAAUUUGACAGAAAUGUUCUUUUACAAGGACUACUUGUGACGGCAGAUAUUCUUUACAUUGAAGGCGCUGAGAGGAUUUUGAGUCCUCAGUCGUCGAUUCCAGUCUUCGAGUCAAAGGUUUCAAAAGAUAAACGUUCCAUAACCGAUAGAGACUAUGUUGAAUGGAGAGAAAAAGUUGCCAAAACACCGCUUGACAGUUAUGGAGUCCCAUAUGGUUCUGCUCAUCAAAUGUCGAGCUGCAGAAUGUCUGGUAAAGGUCCUAAAUAUGGUGCUUGUGACACCAAAGGUAAGCUCUUUGAGGCGUCCAACAUUUACAUCGCAGAUGCUAGUUGUAUGCCAACUGCCUCAGGAGUCAACCCCAUGGUGACGACAAUGAGUGUAGCAAGACAUGUUGGACUUUGCUUGUGUGAUGAUUUGAAAGAGAAGGCUAGGUUGUAG
Lodderomyces parapsilosis is the source of this 2115-nucleotide messenger RNA. RefSeq names its product GMC family oxidoreductase. NCBI's taxonomy places the organism in Eukaryota, Fungi, Ascomycota, Pichiomycetes, Serinales, Debaryomycetaceae. The record is from RefSeq and is a predicted model, not a curated record. The transcript has a single exon. Gene Ontology annotation, molecular function: long-chain-alcohol oxidase activity; flavin adenine dinucleotide binding. The coding region runs from base 1 to 2115 and encodes 704 amino acids.